This is a messenger RNA of Fopius arisanus, 3479 nucleotides long. Its product is annotated as paired mesoderm homeobox protein 2A. Gene Ontology annotation, biological process: regulation of transcription by RNA polymerase II. The coding region runs from base 1228 to 2181 and encodes 317 amino acids. The record is from RefSeq and is a predicted model, not a curated record. Gene Ontology annotation, molecular function: RNA polymerase II transcription regulatory region sequence-specific DNA binding; DNA-binding transcription factor activity, RNA polymerase II-specific. The transcript is spliced from 3 exons. Lineage: Eukaryota; Metazoa; Arthropoda; Insecta; Hymenoptera; Braconidae.
AUUUUUUUCUGGAGAAUUAUUUUGAGAUAUUGUUCUAGGCGAAUUAAUUUGUACAUAGAGUGGAGAGAAAAUGAAAAAUUCCUCAGCCGCAUAUUAAAAUCCAUGGAGUGGAUUCAACAAGCCGCAAAUGUCGAUUCAAGUGGGCAAAUGGAAAGUAGAGAAAUGGUAGAAAUGCUCGGUGCGCUCCGUGGCUCGUAAAAUCGUGAAUUUUCCCCCUAGUCGAAACAUUAGGCAUCAUCACAGGCGAUAGCGUUUCGUUUUAACCCCUCAUACCCAUUUUUGAAAGAUCCCAGGGUUGCGUGGGCCGCCCCCCAUCCCCGCUGUCCCUCACCGACAGAGGCUCAUCACCAAGGGGCGUUGAUCUUGCCGCCAAGAGUGAAAACGGUACAAUCGUACAGAGGGAUGAAAUAGUUAGGGGUGGCUGUUUACAAUGGACCAAUGAGCGGUGGAUAUUCUCUCCCAUCCCGUCUGCCAUAUCGGCACAAACCCCCGGGGCGGCUUGGCCACGCCUCCAUUUACCCGAGCUACGAUACGAAUGGGGGUAAAACGGUUCGGUAUGUGAGGAGCGUUAUUGAAUUAAGCUUAUCAUUUGAUUUUGAGGAGAGCCACCAGUCGGUUGUCUCGGGUGCUCUUAAACGCCACCGAAAAACUUUUCUAUCGCCGACCCCCGGGAUAAUCGCAAUAAUUUGAUAUCGCUCCUUGAUACGAUUACAUCGUAAGCACCCCGCGGCCUUUCAAGAGCUAUAACGCGUGGUGAGAGCUCAAGGAGGUGCAGGAGAGAAAACAAAGGAGUUGGAGAUCCUCAUCGUCCCCGUGGUUCUUACCUUCCUCCAUUCAUCCUCAUUUUAUCAUUUUAUAUUCUUUUUUUUUUCUUCAUCUUCAAGUCGCUGCGUACCUGAGGUGCGGUGGUGGUGCGGAAAAUCGCCUGUUUUGGGCCUUAAACCGUUUGUCGAGUGAGUGCGCGUGCGCCGACGCAAUCCGCCGCGACGGGAAAACGCGCGCUAUCGCUCUCUGGGGAAAAUUGGGGCUUUUUCGGGGAGUUAUUUGAUGUAAUACGAUUUCGGGGACUGAUCGUGUGUUGACGAGGCUCUCCGACGGCCCCGCGGCCGGGAUGCCACCCAGUGGUGAGGACUGAGAUUGGGGAUUGGGGAUUGUCUGGGUGAUCGGGUGAGCUUGUUGGAGACGCGUUGGAAUUAGUGAUUUUGUGAGAUUUGCGGUGUUGAGGGAAUGGAUUACUCGUAUUUAAAUCAAGCGGCGGCAGCGGCGGCCGCCGGGUUUGAGGCAUCUAGCUGUGCUCUUGCCGCCGGAGAUAUGCAGUGUGGAUAUGGGGAUUUGAGCUCGUGCUCGCAGAUGAGUCAGGCAGCUUAUCGGUAUACGGCGGCAAGGGCCGCAGGAUAUCCGGCAAAUGCCGGUACCACUGGCACUGCCAGUGGGCCCGCACUCGGCGCUCAUCAUGCUGGGCAUCAUGCCCACGCGCAUCAUGCUGCACAUACCACCCCGUGCUCUGUUAUGGCGGCAAGGACUCAGGACGUUCAUCGGCAUGCUGCUUCCAUUUUCAAUCAGUCUAUUAAUCUUCAAGGUGGCCUGGGUUACAAGCCGUACUCAGCACACGACGGUCUCGCCGAAAAGAGGAAACAGCGACGGAUACGUACGACCUUUACGUCAGCACAGCUGAAGGAGCUCGAAAGGGCCUUCCAGGAGACGCAUUAUCCUGACAUUUACACAAGAGAGGAGAUAGCAAUGAAGAUCGAUCUCACAGAAGCCAGGGUGCAAGUGUGGUUCCAGAAUCGUCGAGCGAAAUUUCGAAAGCAGGAGCGUCUGGCGCAGCAGAAGACCACAGGUCAGAGUUCAGGGGUUGGUGUUGACAGUGGUGCAUCGAGUCCAGUCUCCGGUAGUGUGAAAACCGAGGGAAGAUCCCCGAGAAGUCCGGGUACACCACCAGAUCCCUCCAACAAUCACCUACCGUCCAGCGACAUCAAGUCCCUCGCUAAUGUGAAUCUAGUCUCCAUCAAACACACCAAUGAUAAUCACGAUGGACAUUCACCAAAUGCCCGUGGUACCAUCAAUGUCACCACAGCGGGGGGUGGUGGAGGGGCCUGGGGAACCUGCAGUCCUCGACCAUUCACAACUACUUUACCCCCUUAUCUCUUAGACCCACUAAAAACUGCAAAUCUCUACUAAAAAAAAUCCUUCCAAAAUACAGAGGCUAACAUUUUCUCGAACCAGAAUAUGCAGAUGAAAAAUCCACAGCAAACAAAUUGAAAUGAAAUUAUUUCCGCACCUGUUGAUUUUCAUUUCACCUCCGAAAGACAGAUGUACUCCUCGUUGAAGAAGAAAUGACAUUGCAAAUCGAUUAAAAUCUUCUCGGUUCUUUCAGGAUGCCGUGAUCACCUUCAAUUCAAGAAAAUUUCAAGAAAAUGUUCUCCUCUGCAAAGAUGUUAUAUAUAAAAAAAAACGAUGUACGUCCAAUUCUCGUGUAAAUAGAUCUAUCGACGUGCUUUGAAUCGUACGAAAUGUGCAGUCGAAUUCCAGUAGGGGAUACUCCUGAAGAAAUGUUACACAUAAUUUGUGAGAAAAGAAGCGAUACCACGUUUGGAUUAACAGGGUGAAGAGGUUGACGUGAUUUAUAAUUUGUGAUGCAUCGAUGCAAAAAGCAACGUCCUCAUAAAAUGGGAUGUAGAGGAUUGAAGAUGCCCAGUGCAGUCCUCAGAUGUAUUUUAAACAACGCCAAAUGCGUAACUUGUCUUCGCACUUACCAAUUAAGAUUGAAUUUCAUUAUUAUACCAUUAUGUGUGACUGGAAAAAGGGAUCUUGUACAGUUGUUGCUAUAAAUAUAUGAAAUCAGUGUUUUACACCAUUACUUCAAAUGAUUCCAAUGGAGAAAGAACCCAUUACUUUUGUUUUUAAUGAUAUUUAUUGAAAAUAAUCUAUCGUUGUCGUUGUUACACGAUUAUCGCCCCUCCGUGAUGACAAUGGAGCGUAAUUAUUGAUAAUUCGUUGGUGUCAGCAUCCGGACGAGAAGCAACAAUGCUCUGCCAGGUGUUAUCGAAGAAACUCCGAGCCUGACAAUAGAGCAAGAAACAUUGUGGACAGCUCGUUGACUCAGAUGAGAUGACCAGUGUGUUUAUUGACAGUUGUAAAAAAUAAAGUGAUCGUUACCUCCUUCAUUCAGGCGUUUCGUUCGUGCUUCUUAUUCAAGUUGAAAUAAAUCUGUCGCAGUGAGAAAAAAUAGUCUUCCCACUUCGCCAGAAUCAUUUCACCUGUAUGUUCAUUUCGUAAAUUAAAUCUUAAUUGAUAAAAGAUAAUGACAUUCAUAUGAUAACUUAAGAUGAUAUCUUUACGUUAUUGGUUUUUCCUUAAAUCGAUUCGCAUUAAAUUCGUCUCGCUCUCGAAUCCACAGUGCACAGCGAGUUCAUUCAACGAAUUUUCAUCGUUCAUCGAUGCCUACGUCCCACGUGGUAGAUUCUUUCACUCAAACU